CGUCGCGGACGCCGAGACCGCGUCAGACGUCGUCGCGGACGCCGAAACCGUGUCAGAUGGCAUCGCGGACGCUGAGACCGUGACGAACGUCGUCGCGGAUGCUGGGUUAGGUCAAAACAAGAAAAAAAGAAAUAGAAGUGCUGCCAAAAGGUUAGUGGUGGCAACACAGCGCCGCGCAGAGGCAGCGCGCCAUGCAGAGGCAGCGGCGCAGGUCGUGGACUUCGACGGCGCAGUCGACAACGUACCUACCGAUCCGGUAAGCGAUCGCGAAGUCGGAGCUUCCGCGCGUAGACGGCGCGCUCAGCAGUGGGUUGACGACGAGAGCGGAGACGAAGCUGCAGGAGUAGAGGGCGCGUUACUCGCGCGAUCCUCGUUGACUUCGCUCGCGCGAUCCUCGCUGACUCCGCUCACGCGAUCCUCGUUGACCCCGCUCGCAAGUAGUCCUCCCGCGUCGGAUCCUCCUGUCGGCUCGCGUCGUGUUCUACGCAGUGCGUCGGUACGAACUGGGGUCAUACGUGCGGAGAGAGAUAGUGUGACGGGCUCACCUGUUCCUGUUCUCGGAAAGCGUAAGCUUGUGCCGUAUGUGGAGAUCAUAUCACAGCGGGCUGGAACUCGGGGUGCGAGAGCUGUCAAUCGGAGUGGGCCCAAGGACGGAACGUCAAAUGCUGAGGCUCUGAAGAGAGCAGUGUUAGCUAUGGCAGCAGUCAAGAAGGAUGCGCUUCAGGCCAAGCAGAAUGACGAUCUUCCUCCUCGUCAGCGUCGACGGUGGAAUGCGGAGGCAAAGGCUGCGGCAGCGGUUGAGAAGCGUCUGCGGCCAGCCAGAGUGGACUUCAAAGCCAAGAAGAUUUUGCAUGGUAACUUGAGGCGUAGAUGGCACAAGGAACACUUCCCUCAGCAGAACGAGGUUGUGACCAUGGGCAAGCGGUCACCCAAAUUGAGGUGUUGCCAGAACAUUUGUCUGAAAAGAAAAAGCAGGCUCAUUGCAGCCAAAGAACUUGCUCACUGUCUUACUAUAGCUUCCUUUCAUGUGGGGCAAAAGACAACAAGUCGGCAAUUGUGGUCUCACUGGGGAUGCUUGAAGCAGGGUCAACUGCACUUCCAUCGGCGUGUGGAUGAGAACGACAGAGUCCAUGUGUCAGGUUUGGGGGGCUUCAAUCGUCUUGCUGACAAGCAGAAGGAGGUGAUCACUGCUACAAUUGUUGCAGCAGAUCAACCUGGCCCUCCUCCUCCUGAUCCUAAGUCAGCAGCAGGAAUUGCGCGCAAGGCCAAAAAAGCGAAGGCGCGGCGGGAAAGCAAGCAGAAGCGUUCUGACUUGGCCAAACUGGGGGAGUGUCUUGCCACAGUGCAAAGGAGACUGGGCAAGAAAACCUUUGUGAGUGAUUCAAUUUAA
Molecule: messenger RNA, 1390 nt
Organism: Postia placenta MAD-698-R-SB12
Lineage: Eukaryota; Fungi; Basidiomycota; Agaricomycetes; Polyporales; Adustoporiaceae
Exons: 6
Source: RefSeq, a predicted model, not a curated record